Molecule: messenger RNA, 1007 nt
Organism: Chelonoidis abingdonii (Abingdon island giant tortoise)
Lineage: Eukaryota; Metazoa; Chordata; Testudines; Testudinidae
Source: RefSeq, a predicted model, not a curated record
GGGGCAGGGGGAAGGCGGAAGUGCCGUGUGAGGUUGGGGUUGGUGCCGGCUGAGGGCCCCCGGCUGCUCCCCGAUGGUGUGUGGCGGCUUCCAGCCCCAGACUCUCUCGCUUCAGGUCCAGUAUGGCGGCGGCGGCGGGGGGAGCCGGGCAGGAGAAGCAGUUCGCUCCGGCCCUGCUUAGCUUCUUCAUCUACAACCCCAAGCUGGGGCCCAGAGAGGGGGAGGAGGAAAAGAAGAUUCUCUUUUAUCACCCAAAUGAAGUAGAAAAGAAUGAAAAAAUUAGAAAUGUUGGAUUAUGUGAAGCUAUAGUACAGUUCACAAGGACCUUUAGUCCAUCAAAACCCGCAAAAUCUUUGCAUACUCAGAAGAAUAGACAGUUCUUCAAUGAACCUGAAGAAAAUUUCUGGAUGGUCAUGGUAGUACGGAAUCCCGUAAUAGAAAAAUACCACAAAGAUGGAAAACCAGUCAUUGAGUAUCAAGAAGAAGAGUUACUGGACAAGGUUUACAGUUCAGUUCUACAGCAGUGCUAUUGCAUGUACAAGCUUUUUAAUGGAACAUUCCUUAAAGCCAUAGAAGAUGGAGGUGUAAGGGUUCUAAAAGAGAGAUUAGAGAAAUUCUUCCAUCGGUACUUGCAAACACUGCAUUUACAGUCAUGUGACCUGCUGGAUGUUUUUUGUGGAAUCAGCUUCUUUCCAUUGGAUAAAAUGACUUAUUUGAAAAUCCAAUCAUUUAUUAAUAGGAUGGAGGAAAGCCUGAACAUAGUCAAAUAUACUGCCUUUCUCUACAAUGAUCAGCUCAUCUGGAGUGGAUUAGAACAAGAUGAUAUGAGAAUUUUAUACAAAUAUCUCACAACAUCCCUCUUUCCAAGGCACAUAGAACCAGAGUUAGCAGGAGAGAGAUUUCUCAAUACGUGCGAAUGGCCGGGAAAUCUACAACACUAUUGGAAGUUUCUUUCUGUACCUUUUAAGAUGUUAAUGAUCCAGAAGCAAAAUGCAUUCCCAAAAUGA